Alnus glutinosa is the source of this 4339-nucleotide messenger RNA. Its product is annotated as putative phospholipid-transporting ATPase 9. The record is from RefSeq and is a predicted model, not a curated record. NCBI's taxonomy places the organism in Eukaryota, Viridiplantae, Streptophyta, Magnoliopsida, Fagales, Betulaceae. The transcript has 11 exons. The coding region runs from base 446 to 4033 and encodes 1195 amino acids. Gene Ontology annotation, cellular component: plasma membrane. Gene Ontology annotation, biological process: phospholipid translocation. Gene Ontology annotation, molecular function: ATPase-coupled intramembrane lipid carrier activity; magnesium ion binding; ATP hydrolysis activity.
GGGGGGGGAAACCAUGUACAUGUACACGUUUAAAGUCUGUUGCUUCAAGUCUCUAGCUAAUAGUCAAAGCUGGCGUGUAGUCAAGUCCAUGGCUUCCAACCCACAAAAAGAGCAAAAAGAGCAAAAUCAAAGAAAGGCAGAUUGCCCUGUCUUUGUUCUGCUUCUCUGAAUCUCCAGACGAUUAAACUGGUAUUCAUGCUGAUUUUUUGUUAGUGGCUUGAGAGAUUGAUUCUAAGGGUCUUAAAAUUCUUUCUGGGAUUUGGUAGCUCAAAUCUCUCUGUUUCUUUUGAUAGUUUGUGAUUUGGAUUUGGUACCUAAUACGUUCCUGGGUUUGUUGUUGCAAAGCAGGUCUUUGGGAAUCUGAUUCUAAAGACUGUUUGGUACAGAAGCUUCUUCAUUAUUUUCUACUAGUGUUACGUUGCAAAGUAGAACAUAGUUGCAGAAAAUGGCUGGUGGUAGAAGAAGGAGGCAGCAUUUCAGCAGAAUCCAUGCCUUCUCAUGUGGGAAAGCAUCCUUCAAAGGUGAACACUCGUUGAUUGGAGGUCCCGGCUUCUCAAGGGUAGUCCAUUGCAACGACCCCGACUCCUUUGAGGCUGGUGUCCUCAAUUAUGGGAGCAACUAUGUCAGAAAUACCAAAUAUACGCUUGCCACCUUCUUCCCCAAAUCAUUGUUUGAGCAAUUCAGGCGUGUUGCUAAUCUAUAUUUUCUCCUCUGUGCAAUUUUGUCUUUCACACCACUCUCUCCUUACUCGGCUCUCAGCAACGUUCUUCCUCUUGUUCUCGUCAUUGGAGUUACAAUGGGUAAAGAGGCUCUUGAAGAUUGGAGGCGAAAAAAGCAGGAUAUUGAAGUGAACAACAGAAAGAUUAACGUGCAUCGUGGGAAUGGUGUAUUCGAUAAUGCUAAAUGGAUGGACUUGAAAGUUGGAGAUAUUGUGAAGGUGCAAAAAGAUGAAUUUUUUCCUGCUGAUCUUAUCUUACUCUCUUCAAGUUAUGAGGAAGCAAUUUGCUAUGUUGAGACAAUGAACCUUGAUGGAGAAACCAAUUUGAAACUAAAACAAGCAUUGGAUGCAACUUCAAACUUCCCUGAAGACACAAGCUUCCAAACUUUCAAGGCUGUAAUAAAUUGUGAAGACCCAAAUGCAAAUUUGUACUCAUUUGUCGGUGGAUUGCAGCUCGAGGAACAACAGUAUCCUCUUACACCUCAGCAGCUUCUGCUUAGAGACUCAAAACUUCGAAACACAGAUUUUAUUUAUGGGGUGGUAAUCUUUACGGGUCUUGAUACAAAGGUUAUGCAAAAUUCAACAGAUCCUCCUUCCAAGAGAAGCAAAAUUGAGAAAAGGAUGGAUAAGAUUGUCUACUACUUGUUUUCUGUCCUAGUGUUGAUGUCUUUUAUUGGGUCAAUUUUCUUUGGGAUUUCAACUAGCGAGGACCUGGAAAAUGGAAGGAUGACAAGAUGGUACCUCAGACCAGAUGAUACUACUAUAUACUAUAACCCAAAGAGGGCGCCAGUUGCAGCAAUUUUGCACUUUCUGACUGCCGUCAUGUUAUAUAGUUAUUUGAUUCCCAUUUCCUUGUAUGUUUCAAUAGAAAUAGUCAAAGUUCUUCAAAGUGUUUUUAUCAAUCAAGAUCUGCACAUGUACUAUGAAGAAGCUGACAAGCCGGCACAUGCCCGUACCUCAAAUUUGAAUGAAGAACUUGGACAAGUUGACACUAUACUUUCUGAUAAGACAGGAACUUUGACUUGCAACUCAAUGGAAUUUAUCAAGUGUUCUGUGGCUGGAACUGCUUAUGGGCAUGGAGUUACGGAAGUUGAGAGAGCUCUGGCUUGGAGAAAAGGGACACCUUUAGCUCAAGAGGUGACAGAUGAAGAGGCCCAGGUUGAGGAUUCCACUGAAGCAAGGACAUCCGUUAAAGGGUUCAAUUUUAUAGAUGAAAGGGUCACAAAUGGUAAUUGGGUUAAUGAGCCUCACGCAGAUGUAAUACAGAAAUUUAUACGGUUACUGGCCAUCUGCCAUACUGCAAUACCUGAAGUUGAUGAAGAAACUGGAGGAAUUUCUUAUGAAGCUGAAUCACCAGAUGAGGCAGCUUUUGUGAUUGCAGCAAGAGAAUUGGGCUUUGAAUUUUAUGAGAGGACUCAAACAAGCAUCUCACUGCAUGAAUUUGAUCCCAUCUCUGGCAGGAAACUUGAAAGGACUUAUAAACUAUUGAAUAUCCUGGAGUUUAGUAGCUCAAGAAAGCGGAUGUCUGUGAUUGUAAGAAACAAAGAGGGAAAGCUACUAUUGCUUUGCAAAGGUGCUGACAGUGUCAUGUUUGAAAGACUUGCGAAGAAUGGAAGUGAAUUUGAAGAGCAGACUAAGGAGCACAUUAAUGAGUAUGCUGAUGCUGGUUUGAGGACAUUGGUACUUGCAUACCGUGAACUGGAUGAGGAAGAACACAAUGAGUUCAACAUGGAAUUUACCAAGGCCAAGAACUCAUUGAGUACAGACCGUGAUGAAAUGAUCGAGGAAGUGGCAGAAAAGAUUGAGAGGAAUUUGAUUCUUCUCGGUGCUACUGCAGUUGAAGACAAACUUCAAAGUGGGGUUCCUGAAUGCAUUGACAAGCUUGCACAGGCUGGAAUCAAGAUAUGGGUUUUGACUGGAGAUAAAAUGGAGACUGCCAUCAAUAUUGGCUUUGCCUGUAGUUUGCUUAGGCAAGGAAUGAAGCAAAUAGUAAUCAGCUCAGAGGGACCAGAAAUCAAAGCGCUGGAGAAAGCAGGGGACGAGUCUGCGGUUGCUGUGGCAUUUAAGGCUAAUGUCCUCCGCCAGAUAAGUGAGGGGAAAGAAUUGCUUACCACAUCAAGUGAAAACUCAGAGGCAUUAGCUUUGAUCAUUGAUGGGAAGUCACUCACCUGUGCUUUAGAUGAUGAUGUCAAGGACAUGUUUCUAGAGCUUGCUCUUGGCUGUGCAUCUGUCAUUUGCUGUCGUUCUUCUCCCAAACAAAAAGCACUUGUUGCAAGACUGGUCAAAAUUAGAACAGGUAACACAAUUCUAGCAAUUGGUGAUGGAGCAAAUGAUGUUGGAAUGCUUCAAGAAGCAGAUAUCGGAGUUGGUAUCAGUGGUGUUGAGGGAAUGCAGGCAGUGAUGUCAAGUGACAUUGCAAUUGCUCAGUUUCGAUAUUUGGAGCGCUUGCUUCUUGUGCAUGGGCAUUGGUGUUACAGAAGGAUCUCAUCAAUGAUAUGCUAUUUCUUUUACAAGAACAUUGCUUUUGGCUUCACUAUCUUCUUCUUUGAGGUGUAUGCAUCGUUCUCAGGCCAAGCUGCAUACAAUGAUUGGUAUCUGUCACUAUAUAACGUUUUCUUCACAUCACUUCCUGUGAUCGCCUUGGGCGUGUUUGACCAGGAUGUCUCUGCACGGCUGUGUCUCAAGUUCCCUCUGUUGUACCAAGAAGGUGUACAAAACGUGCUAUUUAGCUGGAUUCGAAUCCUUGGAUGGGCACUUAAUGGGGUAUUGACUGCUACUUUGAUCUUCUUCUUUUGCAUCCGUGCAAUGGAUCAUCAAGCCUUCCGCAAGGGAGGGGAAGUUGUGGGGUUUGAAAUCCUUGGAACCACUAUGUACACGUGCGUUGUGUGGGUGGUGAACUGUCAGAUGGCGCUAUCCAUCAACUAUUUCACAUAUGUCCAGCAUCUCUUCAUUUGGGGUGGCAUCAUAUUCUGGUAUAUAUUCCUCUUGGGAUAUGGAGCAAUGGAUCCCAGCAUAUCAACUACUGCCUACAAGGUCUUUAUUGAAGCCUGUGCACCGGCCCCUUUUUACUGGCUCCUCACGCUCUUUGUGCUCGUCUCUUCUCUCAUUCCAUAUUUCACCUACGCAUCCAUCCAGCUGCGGUUUUUCCCCAUGUAUCAUCAGAUGAUACAGUGGAUAAGAACAGAUGGGCAGUCAGAUGACCCUGAAUACUGUCAUAUGGUGCGGCAGAGAUCAUUGAGGCCCACCACAGUGGGAUAUACUGCCCGUUUUGAGGCAACAUCCAAACGCUUUGAAGAGAGGUCUGAGGGCCACUGAUCCAAGUAAUUUUUUUUUUUAGCAAAAAGUAGGUGAUACUUUCUUCUCUUUUCUAUUCAAUGUAUAUAACUAACAUAAAUUGCUCGAGCUAGCCUGGAGAUGAUGAUUUCAAGUGAACUGUUUUUGGUUGGGAGAAAUCUUGGGAAGAGAAAGUUGGUGUUUCUCGUGCAGAUGAACGUACUAGAGGAGCAUUUCAGUGGCCAUUAGCUGACAUAUCUUAGCCUUUGCUCGGGCUAUAAUUGUGAUAAUGAGCUUAAGGAAUAGUCAUUUUCUUAUGUGCAGUAAUGAGAAUAUCUAUUUCAAGUA